Punica granatum (pomegranate) is the source of this 2862-nucleotide messenger RNA. NCBI's taxonomy places the organism in Eukaryota, Viridiplantae, Streptophyta, Magnoliopsida, Myrtales, Lythraceae. The record is from RefSeq and is a predicted model, not a curated record.
UCUUCACUCUACGGUCUCACUCGCUCACUCACUCACGAGUCCUCAAAUUCACUGAAGAAGGAGGGAAUGCUUUCACUUUCCUCUCUAUAACCACCCAACCCAAAACGUGGAUCAACUUCACAUGAUCCCCCCCUUCUCUCUCUCCCCCCUUCGAUGCGUACACUGUGCUCGGAUUCUCUCUCAGCUCGAGCUCGACCCCUUUGAUCUCCACAUGGCGUGCUUCUGAAUCCACCGCCCGAUGCGUUCAUAGGGUCAUCAAUCAGAGCUCCUGAAGUAGCUUCCUUUCAGGAUGUGCAUCUGAGCUUUCAGGAGUAGCAGGUGGUUGGUGGCCUCUGCUUCAGCUCUGAUUGGAGCUCACUGUUACAGAGCUCGUGAAGUUUCUUCAGUACUGGGUGGACUAAAGUUAGGGGAAUCAUGGAGCUUGCGCUUAGGAUUCUUCUGUUGUCUGUUCUUUUGAUGCUCGGGAAGGCCGAAGUUUACAUUGUCAUGGUUGAAGGAGAGCCUGUUAUAAGUUAUACUGGUGGAAUUGAUGGGCUUGAAGCCACAGCCGUGGAAUCUGAUGAGAAGAUUGACACUACCAGUGAAGUGGUCAUAUCCUAUGCCCAGCAUCUGGAAAAGAAGCAUGACAUGCUUCUUGGAAUGUUGUUUGAUCGAGGCACCUAUGAGAAGCUCUACAGUUACAAGCAUCUUAUAAAUGGUUUUGCAGUUCAUCUAUCCCCUGAACAGGCAGAAACCCUAAGACGUUCACCUGGUGUGAAAUCUGUGGAGCGAGAUUGGAAGGUGAGGAAACUUACCACUCACACCCCACAAUUCUUAGGACUGCCUACUGGAGUAUGGCCAACUGGUGGGGGGCAUGAGAAGGCUGGAGAGGAUAUUGUGAUUGGCUUUGUUGAUUCGGGAAUUUAUCCACACCAUCCUAGCUUCUCAUCACACAUUACUGAACCAUAUGGGCCGCUUCCAAAGUAUAGAGGGAAGUGCGAAGAUGAUCCUGACACUAAGAAAAGCUUCUGCAAUGGAAAGAUUAUUGGGGCCCAACAUUUUGCCAAGGCUGCAAUAGCUGCUGGAGCAUUUAAUCCUGCUGUUGAUUAUGCUUCUCCUAUGGAUGGUGAUGGACAUGGAAGUCACACAGCAGCUAUUGCAGCUGGCAACAAUGGAAUUCCUGUGAGACUACACGGACAUGAAUUUGGGAAAGCAAGUGGCAUGGCUCCCCGAGCCAGGAUUGCUGUUUACAAAGCACUUUAUCGGCUGUUUGGUGGAUUCAUUUCUGAUGUUGUGGCUGCAAUUGAUCAGGCCGUUCACGAUGGUGUGGACAUACUCAGUCUCUCAGUUGGGCCAAAUAGUCCUCCAGCCACCAUGAAGACGACAUUUCUAAACCCUUUUGAUGCGACACUUCUCUCAGCUGUGAAAGCAGGUGUUUUUGUUGCCCAAGCUGCGGGCAAUGGAGGUCCUUUCCCAAAGACAUUGGUCUCCUAUAGUCCGUGGAUAACAUCUGUAGCAGCUGCUGUUGAUGAUCGGCGGUACAAGAAUCAUCUUAUUCUGGGUAAUGGUAAAAUAUUGGCUGGCCUGGGAUUAUCACCCUCCACACAUCCUAAUCAGACAUGCACUUUGGUUGCUGCGAAUGAUGUGCUACUGGAUUCUUCAGUUUCAAAGUACAGCCCCACAGAUUGCCAGAGACCUGAACUGUUAAACAAGAACCUAGUGAAGGGGAAAAUUCUCCUCUGCGGCUAUUCCUUCAACUUUGUUAGUGGCACUGCAUCCAUCAAGAAAGUUUCUGAGACAGCAAAGAGCCUUGGCGCAGCAGGGUUUGUUCUUGCUGUUGAGAACGUGUCGCCUGGGACAAAGUUCGAUCCAGUUCCAGUCAGUAUCCCAGGAAUUCUCAUUACUGAUGUCUCCAAGUCCAUGGAUCUAAUAGACUACUAUAAUAUUUCAACUCCAAGAGACUGGACCGGGCGAGUGAAGAGUUUUAAAGGAACAGGCAGCAUCGGAGAUGGUUUGAUGCCUAUACUCCACAAAUCGGCACCACAGGUGGCACUCUUCUCUGCUAGAGGGCCCAAUAUAAGAGAUUUCAGCUUCAAGGACGCUGAUCUUCUCAAACCUGAUAUCCUAGCUCCUGGUUCUCUCAUUUGGGCUGCGUGGUCCCCUAAUGGAACAGAUGAGGUCAAUUACAUCGGAGAAGAAUUUGCGAUGAUAUCAGGGACUAGUAUGGCAGCACCGCAUAUUGCUGGGAUCGCUGCUCUUGUAAAGCAGAAGCACCCUCACUGGAGCCCUGCUGCUAUUAAGUCCGCCCUGAUGACGACUUCCACGAAGCUUGACAGGGCUGGAAGGCCUCUUCAAGCACAGCAGUAUACUGAGACAGAAUCCAUGAAGCUUGUCACUGCCACACCUUUCGAUUACGGGAGUGGACACGUUAACCCGAGGGCUGCUUUAGACCCGGGUCUCAUCUUUGAUGCAGGUUAUGAAGAUUACUUGGGAUUCCUGUGUACAACUCCCGGUAUCAACGUCCAUGAGAUACAUAACUACACCAAUGCACCUUGCAACUUCACGAUUGGCCGCCCGUCCAACCUCAACUCCCCUUCAAUCACUAUCUCUCACCUUGUUGGGACCCAGACUGUGACCCGGAGGGUCACGAAUGUGGCUGAGGAGGAGGAGACCUACAUGAUCACGUCUCGUAUGGACCCUGCCGUGGCCCUCGAGGCCAACCCUCCAGCAAUGACCCUCAGGCCUGGCGCAUCGAGGACAUUCACUGCAACCCUCACUGGCCGUUCCAUCGCGGGGACUUACAGCUUUGGGGAAAUACUGAUGAAGGGCAGCCGGGGGCACAAGGUGAGGAUCCCCGUGGUUGCGAUGGGGUAUCGGCGGUAG